Messenger RNA from Oryzias latipes (Japanese medaka), 1759 nucleotides. RefSeq names its product E3 SUMO-protein ligase ZBED1-like. Gene Ontology annotation, molecular function: protein dimerization activity. Lineage: Eukaryota; Metazoa; Chordata; Actinopteri; Beloniformes; Adrianichthyidae. The record is from RefSeq and is a predicted model, not a curated record.
UAUUAGUAGCCAUUGCUGAUUAUGUCAGUUUUAUAGGUAUGUCUGUCAGUUGAAAGGAAUCAUUUUUAUUCUUUCCAUUUUUUUUUUUUAGGUGCAAUGUUUGAUUUGCAAACAUGAAUUUGCAUUUAAUGAUAGUACAUCCUCCAUGAUGCGACAUCUCCGCUCCGUUCAUCAUGUUGAAACUCCGCAGUCGGCAAAUCAAGCCUUCAAUCCACCUUGUAUUGUGUCAAGAAAGCAAGAACUUGAUUCUGCAUUGGUGGAUAUGAUUGUAAUGGAUGCACAACCAUUUUCAAUUGUUGAAGACAAAGGCUUCAAGGCUUUUGUCAACCUUUUGGACCCAUCCUACAUAAUUCCUAAUAGGAAGGCCUUGAGGACAAUGGUGGAGGAGAAGUACAAAGCCAAAAAGGAGAAGGCUUUAGAUGUGGUUAGCAGGGCCUCUGCUGUCAGCCUUACAGCAGACAUGUGGACAUCCAUUAACAUGGACGCUUACUUGGCUGUAACAUGCCAUUUUAUCACCGAGGAGGUGGAGCUGGCCUCUGUGGUCUUGGGGGUUCUGAAGUUUCCCCAAACCCACACUGCAGCUCACUUGGCUGAGGCCAAAAAUCUUCUCAUGGAAGAAUGGGGAAUUAAAGGGAAGGUGACAGGCCUGGUUACAGACUGUGCUCCCAACAUGGUUGCAUGUGCUAAUAUAUUACUGCUUCGGCACAUAAUGUGUUUUGCACAUAUGCUUAAUUUGGUGGUGAAAAAGUCCCUUGCCCAAACCCCUGAACUAGAGGAUAUCCGAAGUAAGGGGCGUAGGAUUGUCGGUCUUUUUAAAUCCAGCACCACAGCGAAGGAGAAGCUGUCAGAGAUGCAGCGACAGCUGGCCAGGCCAGAGCACAAAUUAAUACAAGAGGUGGAAACAAGAUGGAACAGCACAUUUAAUAUGUUGGAAAGGUUGUUUAAGGAGAGAGAGCCACUGGGGGCAGCUCUGGCCACCCUCCAUACAGACCUUCCUCCACUCACCUCAGAGGACUACCAGGCCAUACACCACUGCUUGAGCAUUCUUUCACCGUUUCAAGAGGCCACAGUUGAGCUUUCGACAGAAAAACGAGUGUCAGCAUCCAAAGUCAGUCCCAUGGUCAAAAUGCUGAAACAUUACAUCUCAAGCAGGUGUGGUCAGAUCACACACCCACUUGGUGAAAAACUGGCCACUAACUUGAAGAACAAUCUCCAUGAGAGGUUUUCAGCUCUGGAGAAGGUCACUGCUCUGUUAAUGGCAACCUUGUUGGACCCAAGGUUUAAAGAGCUGGGGUUCUGCAGCCAAGGCUCUGCCCACACGGCCAUAGAGCGACUCACUAAAGAGUGUGCUGCAACAAUGCAGGCGCUACUUCCAGAGGCACAGCCACAGUCGCCACCUAGAGAAGGUCCUUCAAGUCAGCAGGAAGAUGGUGGUCUCUGGGCCCUGCUGGACAGGCAUGUGGGGGUUCAACAGCAGGUGACCAGCACAACUGCCAGUGCAACAGUGGAGGUUCAGAGGUACUUAAAGGAACCUCACAUCCCAAGGACUCAGGACCCACUGAGAUACUGGGUUACCCACAAGGUUUUAUACCCACAUCUCUACAAGCUGGCAAUGAAGUUUUUAUGCACACCAGCUUCAUCUGUGCCUUGUGAGAGGAUCUUCUCCAAGGCUGGCGAAAUCGUCAGCCAAAGACGAAACAGGCUGAAGCCCAGCACAGUGGAGAAAAUUCUGUUUUUAAAUAAAAAUCUAUAACAUGUA